AUGCUUCAGAAAGUAUCGUCUUUCCUAAACCGGUCCUCCGUGUCCUUCCAGGUCCUCUCUGAUCUCCACCUUGAGGUUAACCGACAGUAUCCAUCUUACGAAAUUCCAGUGUGCGCAGAAUAUCUUAUCCUUGCGGGUGAUAUUGGGCGCUUAACGGACUAUGAUGACUAUCGCAACUUCCUACAAAAGCAGACAGACCGAUUCAAAUUGGUAUUUCUCGUACCCGGCAAUCAUGAGUUCUACAAUGGGACUUUCGCAGCAGGGCUAGAAAAGGCCAGACAACUUGAACGGGAACCUUCCUUAAAUGGAAGAUUAGUACUCCUUCAUCAGAAACGAUUUGAUGUCCCGGGAUCUUCUGUCACUAUUCUAGGCUGCACGCUUUGGUCAAAAGUGCCUCAUGAAUCUACGGAUAUCGUCCGGUUAAAGAUCAAUGAUUUCCAGAAAAUCGAAGGCUGGUCAGUUGAUGACCAUAAUGCAAAUCAUGACUCAGAUCUCGCUUGGUUACUGGAAGAGAUACAUUCGAUUCAUGAAGAAAACGGAAACACGGAAAAGCGAACUAAAAAACAAUCUAUUCUUGUUGUGACACACCACGCUCCUUUACUCCAGAGGACGUCAAGCCCGCAACACGCCAACAACCCUUGGAGUGUUGCCUUUGGGACCGAUAUUCUACCACAAACACCAGAUGGAGUGAAAGCCUGGGUGUUCGGCCACACGCAUUAUACCACUGAUUUCAAGGAGGGAGGUGUAAGGAUUGUGAGCAACCAACGGGGAUAUGUGCUGCCUUGGAGCACUUCGAAGACGCAGGAUAAAUUUGACGUGAGGAAGGUUAUACAUGUACCAUGA
Penicillium bovifimosum is the source of this 843-nucleotide messenger RNA. RefSeq names its product calcineurin-like phosphoesterase. The record is from RefSeq and is a predicted model, not a curated record. The transcript has a single exon. NCBI's taxonomy places the organism in Eukaryota, Fungi, Ascomycota, Eurotiomycetes, Eurotiales, Aspergillaceae. Gene Ontology annotation, molecular function: hydrolase activity. The coding region runs from base 1 to 843 and encodes 280 amino acids.